AGAGCCUCUCCACAGCGAUAUUCACAACGUUACAUGGGUGUAACCCGUGCUGACGCCUUGGCUUGCCGUGAAUGGAAGUGAGUUCUGUGGCUUGGAAUCCUAAAUUGCUCUCUCGCAGAUAUAAGCAUGAGCAGAUGUCGUUCCACUCGGUUAAUGCAAUCGUUGUUCUAAUCGCGCAGACCACACGAUCAGCAAAAUGGAAGAAAUGGAGCACUUCGAAGUAGUCGUCGUCGGCGCGGGCAUGUCGGCUCUAGUAGCCGCCAAGGGUUAUCUCGAAUGUGCUCCUCAGACCAAUCUCGUGAUUCUGGAUGACAAGAAGACGGUUGGAGGAGUCUGGUCGAAAGACAACAUCUAUCCCGGCCUCCAAACGAACAACUAUCGUGGCACCCUGGAGUAUCCUGACUAUCCGUUCGGAGACGAUCGCGGAGUGCCUCAUUUCUCAAGCCUGCCCGGCGAAGCAGUGCAGCAAUACUUCUCCGACUUCGCGACAGAGCAUGAUCUGCUUCGGCGAACUCGUCACGAGACAAAAGUGCUCGAGGCCGAGAAGAUCGACGAGGGAUUGAACAGUGGUUGGAAAUUGCUGAUCGAGACGCCGGGGGCCCGGUCGACAAUUACCACGGACAAACUCAUAGUUGGCACAGGUCUACACAACACACCACUGCCGGUUCAGGUCCAAGGCAAAGAGUCUUUCAACGCGCCCGUUCUGCAUUCCGGACAACUUGGAAAAGAGGGCGUUGCAGUCGCAGCGGACGAGAAAGUCAAGCGCGUGACUGUCUACGGAGGCUCCAAGUAUGCAUUCGACAGCGUGUACAAGUUUGCCGCUGCUGGGAAGGAUAUCGAUUGGCUGAUCAGCAGCUCUGGUCAUGGUCCGACAUACAUGGUUAACAAUAUUUGCAAGAUGCCACUACUGGGACGAGUCUGGGCAGAACUGCUGGUCACCACUCGAUUUAUUUCUUGGUUCAGCCCGUGCAGUUUCGGAGGGCUCGAUGGUAGCAGCUGGUGGCGAUGGCUCUUACACAGUACCAAGCUGGGACAGAAAAUUGUAACAGCAUUCUGGGCGCAAGUCGGCCAUGAUAACCUUGAGCCGUCGGGCUACUUCAAUGAUCCUAAACUCGAGCCUCUGCUCCCCGAUUGUGGCUGGUUUGACAUCGCAACAAGCCUGGGUACACUCAACUAUCCCAGCGAUCUUCUCGACUUUAUCCGCUCUGGCCAAGUAAAACUUCAUCGCAAAGAUAUCUCCCACCUCUCAGAUCACACCGUGCAUCUCAAUGACGGCACCUCUCUCCAUUCAGACGCUUACAUCUCCAGCUCCGGCUGGCAAUGGCGCCCAACCAUAACCUUCAAACCCGCCACCCUUCACGCCUCUCUCGGCAUCGCAAGCGAUGACUACACCUCCGACCAAGAACUCUUCUGGUCCAACCUCGACUCCCGCGCCGACCGCGAACUCUUCUCCCGCUUCCCUAUCCUCCAAACAAGACCCUACCCACCCUCCUAUUCUUCUUCCUCCACAACAAAACCAACCCAACCUCAACGUCUCCACCGCCUCAUCGCCCCACCCAUCCUCUCCGCCGCAGGCGACCGCACCCUAGCCUUCGCCGGCGCCGGAGCCAACAUCUCCCACAUCCUCAAAUCCACCAUAACUUCCAUCUGGAUCUACGCCUACUUCAACGACAAACUCUCCAUCGACCCUCAUCGAGACAUGACAGAAGAACAAGUUUGCUACGAAGCAGCUCUGACGCAACGCUGGAGCAUGCGGCGUUACACUUACGGUUUCGGUAAAAGGUUCGUAGAUUUUGUAUGGGAUGCUGUGCCCUGGAAUGAUGUUCUAUUGAAGGAUUUGGGGUUGGAGGGAAGGAGGAAGAAGGGGAGUUGGUUUGGGGUGAGGUGGUGGAGGGAGAUGUUUGAGCCGUAUACUGUGGCGGAUUAUCGAGGCUUGGGGAGGGAGUGGUUGGAGAAGCAGAAGGGAAAAGUCGGAUGA
This is a messenger RNA of Cercospora beticola, 1978 nucleotides long. RefSeq lists its product as uncharacterized. The record is from RefSeq and is a predicted model, not a curated record. Gene Ontology annotation, molecular function: flavin adenine dinucleotide binding; N,N-dimethylaniline monooxygenase activity; NADP binding. NCBI's taxonomy places the organism in Eukaryota, Fungi, Ascomycota, Dothideomycetes, Mycosphaerellales, Mycosphaerellaceae.